AUGCAGACCAGAUCCACUCGCAAGACGAUGCGGCUCAAACAGCCGUACGAGAAAUCUGCAACGACUGCGAGAGCCCGCUCCUCGAAGACAAAGUCUCCCACUCGAGUUUCGGAAACUGCUUCAGCCCCCUCCCAGUCUCUCCCGCCGACCGCAACUGCAACGCCAUCGUCGGCAUUAGCCAAAUCCUCUGCCGCGCAUUUUACUGGUCAAACGGGGCUCGCUCGCGACGUGUAUGUGGAGUUCUUCAACAAGACGUAUCCGGGAAUGGAACCACGCCAUGACUACGACUUGUCGAUCCUCGGGUCGAACAGGCGCGAGGGAACGCCCACAGAGAUUUUCGCGUGGGCGGACGAACAGCUGCGAGUCUCUAUGAAGUUGUUAGGCUCUCGGGAGAAAGUUUUUGCGAACACGAAAAAAGCGCUAGAUAUGGUCGUAGGCAUCACAGGGCGCAAGCCACGCCCCGGCCGCGACCUCGUUCACACCCGUCCUAUCCCGGGAAGCAGAUACUCCAUUCGACUAUGGCCCGGCAACCCAUACGUUCACGAGUAUUGCAUGGACUUCGUGGACACGGAGACCCAGGAAGCCGUCAACUCCCCGUUCGAUUUCGAGCUCUGGGUCGUCCCUAGUGCCGAUGCGACGUGGCUUGGCAUGCCGUCCGGUCGUCUCCAUUCGCUGGAGCGGAACUUCCACAUCGCGCAAGACAAGAUCCUUCAGGGCGAAGAGAAGUGGGUUCUUCGCGAUGGGCAGACUUGUCUACUCAAGCGUCCUGGAAAGAAGAACGUGAUGUUCACUGUCCCGAAGCGCAAGUUGAAUCCGUCGCCCGCCGCCGACUGUGAGAUUGACAUCCUUGACUUUCCCAAGGAGGUGUAA
This is a messenger RNA of Trametes versicolor FP-101664 SS1, 870 nucleotides long. RefSeq lists its product as uncharacterized. NCBI's taxonomy places the organism in Eukaryota, Fungi, Basidiomycota, Agaricomycetes, Polyporales, Polyporaceae. The transcript is spliced from 3 exons. The record is from RefSeq and is a predicted model, not a curated record. The coding region runs from base 1 to 870 and encodes 289 amino acids.